AUGUGGGCGCCGGCGCAGCCGGGAACCGCGCAGGUAGCCAUGGCGGAGCUGCAACAGCUCCGGGUGCAGGAGGCGGUGGACUCUAUGGUGAAGAGUCUGGAGAGGGAGAAUAUCCGGAAGAUGCAGGGCCUUAUGUUCCGGUGCAGCGCCGCCUGUUGUGAGGAAAGCCAGGCGUCUAUGCAGCAAGUGCACCAGUGCAUUGAGCGCUGCCACGCACCUCUGGCUCAAGCCCAGGCCCUGGUGACCAGCGAGUUGGAGAAGUUCCAGGACCGCCUGGCCCAGUGCACUAUGUAUUGCAAUGACAAGGCCAAAGAUUCGAUAGAUGCAGGGAAUAAGGAGCUUCACGUGAAGCGGCAGCUGGAGACCUGCGUGACCAAGUGUGUGGAUGACCACAUGAACCUCAUCCCAACCAUGACCAGGAAGAUGAAGGAGUCCCUCUCUUCCAUUGGGAAAUAGCUGUCUGCUAGUGGCCAUCAGGGCUGAGGGCAGGAAUCAAUUUUA
Messenger RNA from Budorcas taxicolor (takin), 501 nucleotides. RefSeq names its product protein FAM136A-like. The record is from RefSeq and is a predicted model, not a curated record. The transcript has a single exon. Lineage: Eukaryota; Metazoa; Chordata; Mammalia; Artiodactyla; Bovidae. Gene Ontology annotation, cellular component: cytoplasm. Bases 1 to 456 code for a protein of 151 amino acids.